GACUGAGCAGAGACUCGGCUCUCACCCGGUUUACCGGCGUCUGUUGAGGCUGAGGCAGCAGAAGCGCAUGAGAGUGGCGGGCCGGACGCUUUUCUGGUUUCAUUUAGGUCGAAAUGUUGCGUUUAAUUGGGCUAUCGGUGGCUCUCGCGCUCACUCUGCUUCCGGGAGCCGCGGAAGCCCUGAAGGAGGGAGAAUGUGAAGUGUGCGUCUCUUUCUUGGGGAAGUUUUAUCAGUCGCUGAAGGACAGCAACGCGGACUUCAACAACGCCGACAUCGAGGAGGCGCUGCUAAAAAGCUGCAAAGAUGCCAGAGGAAAGGACAACCGCUUUUGUUACUACAUCGGAGCAACAAGUGAUGCAGCCACCAAGAUCAUCAACGAGGUGUCCAAACCGCUCAGCUACCACGUUCCAGUGGAGAAGAUCUGUGAGAAACUCAAGAAGAAGGACAGUCAGAUCUGUGAGCUGAGAUAUGACAAACAGCUGGACCUGACCUCUGUGGACCUGAAGAAGCUUAAAGUGAAAGACCUGAAGAAGAUCCUGGAGGAGUGGGGCGAGUCGUGUAAAGGCUGCGCCGAAAAGUCGGACUUCAUCCGUAAAAUCACCGAGCUGAUGCCCAAGUACGCUCCAGCUGCGGCUCAGGCACGGACAGACCUGUAGCGACACACCCGGCUAAACGCACUGAUCCUGGGGAGGGGCGUGUUGGUCUCCGUGGUGACUGCCAGAGUCAGAUGUUUGCACACAAAGCUGACAGUUUCUACUGUACAUUUAGUGUGUGUGUGUGUGUGUGUGUGUGUGUGUGUGUGUGUGUGUGUGUGUGUGUGUGUGUGUGUGUGUGUGUGUGUGUGUGUGUGUGUGUGUGGAUCCUUUCUGAACCCGCUUUGGAUUCUCAUCAGGAUCAGCUGUGAUUUGGAUCUGGUAAGCCCCGCCCACAGGAAGCUGGUCCUGAAGCUUCAGACUCCCAUGUCAGCUGUUUUUUUAGCUCCAAAGCGUCAGACUUGCCCUGUUCAGCAACAAGAAUCCAGUUUCCACCGAUGAAACCAUUUAUUUAAACAAAAACAAACCCACAGCAGAUCAUUUAGUAAACUUUGUCCUUUAAAGGCUUUUGUUUUGAAACGAUUCCUGCCUUUUCAGAAUAAAAUGUAAUUCCUUAAGUUUGAUCAAAUAGGAGUUUCCAUUAUUUCAGCUUGGAUCUCCGGUAGAAAUAACUGCUGGGCGAUUUGAAAGGUUUUUAUUUAUUAAACUCUUAUUUCCUAAAACCGUUUAGAACCAAAUCAAAUGGUGGCGGCUUCUUUAGGUGAACUACUUACAGAUGUUUUCAGACUUAUGUCAUGUACUCUGAACCCAUCUGAGUCCUGUAGCAGCUUCGCCAACAGGCGAUAAAAUACAGAGUCGUGUUUCUGAGGGACUCCUCAUCCGUCUGAUGGAUCAAACACCAUCAUGAAUGUGGGACUUGUGUUUCUGUUAAAACUGUAAAUUCUACUUUUGCAUUAAAAUGUGAAAACUCAA
This is a messenger RNA of Nothobranchius furzeri (turquoise killifish), 1505 nucleotides long. It is a transcript of the gene manf, whose product is annotated as mesencephalic astrocyte-derived neurotrophic factor. Gene Ontology annotation, biological process: neuron projection development; dopaminergic neuron differentiation. The record is from RefSeq and is a predicted model, not a curated record. NCBI's taxonomy places the organism in Eukaryota, Metazoa, Chordata, Actinopteri, Cyprinodontiformes, Nothobranchiidae. Gene Ontology annotation, cellular component: endoplasmic reticulum.